AUACCUUGACCCGGUCUUUAUUCUUAUAGAUGUGAAAUAAAACAUAUAAGAAGGAAAUGGGAAAUUGCUAAUUAACAUCAGAUUCCAGCACAUAAUGUGAUUGACCAGUGUAGCCUUCUGAAUCACCCACUCUGCCAAUGCAGAAGACAUCAAAUCCCCAAAUUCUCAACCUGAGCAGGAGGAAGGCAAACUCCAGUUCUCGCCAUUCUUUUGCAUCACGCUACAAUCAAUCGCCUGCUUACCACGCACGCUUGAACAAGCCUCAUGACGACAAGCAACAGAGUUUGAACUAUUUCAAAGCUGUGGCGAGGAAAGUAAAUAGCUUGGUUAGCACAAUUCUCUUUCUCAGACGAAGGCCGGCCGGCAAAGGAACUAGAACCGAGGGCGGCAGCAACAGAGAUGGUCACGUUAAAAAUUAUUCUUUUUCAAUAGAUGCUUCCACAGCAACCAAUAAUAAGAGUUCAACAAUAUUCAAAAGCUCUAGUUCCUAUGUUUCAUCCAGUAGCACAAGUACAGAGGUAGGGGAAAUAAAGUUCUCCAUAGAAGAGAUUUACAAGGCUACGGAAAACUUCUCCCCAGCAAACAAAAUAGGGCAAGGAAGAUUUGGAAAUGUCUAUAAGGGGAAACUCAAGGAUGGAUCUAUUGUUGCUAUAAAGCGUGCUAAGAAGACGUAUGACAGGCAUCUACUGGCAGAGUUUAAGAAUGAAAUCCAAACCCUAUCAAAGAUCGAGCACCUAAAUUUGGUAAAGUUUCUUGGGUAUCUGGAGCAAAAAGAUGAACAAAUUAUUGUGAUUGAAUAUGUUAGCAAUGGAACACUGCGGGAACAUCUGAAUGGUUCACGAGGAGAUUUGGGUAUUGCAGAACGGCUUGAGAUUGCAAUUGACGUAGCUCAUGCAAUUACCUAUCUGCACAUGUAUACAGAUCAGCCAAUCAUCCACAGAGACAUAAAAGCAGCAAACAUUCUCAUUACAGAGAAAUUCAGGGCUAAAGUUGCAGACUUUGGAUUUGCACGUUUAUCUGCAGAAGAUCCAGGAGUAACUCACAUUUCCACACGAGUCAAAGGUUCUGCAGGCUACUUGGAUCCUGAAUACCUCAAAACAUACCAAUUAACUGAAAAGAGCGAUGUAUACUCCUUUGGUGUAUUGCUUGUAGAACUAACGACAGGAAGGCACCCUAUAGAAAGGAAAAGAGGGCCAUCAGAGCGGAUUACAGUAAAAUGGGUAAUGCAGAAACUUAAGGAAGGAGAUGCAGUGCUGGUGAUGGAUCCGAGACUGAGGAGGAGUCCGGCCACAAACCAGGCAGUGGAGAAGGUUCUCAAAUUGGCCACGCAAUGCAUUGCGCCUUCGAGAGAGUCGAGACCAUCCAUGAAAAAAUGUGCCGAAGUCCUAUGGGAAAUCCGGAGGGAUUACAGAGAGGGUGGCGGCCUCUCUUCUUCUUCUUCCACUCCUCACCGUUAUUCGAAGCAACAUCUGGACAAGGACCCCAAGUUCUCAAUGAAAUCUUUUUAGGGUUUAAAGAUCGUGAUUCGUGAAAACGUUGAAGCUUCUUCUGAAAUCUGAACGAGAGAUAAAUCUUUUGUUUUUUUUUUUUAUUUUCUCUGUAAUCCAUUUUGUGAUUUUUCUUCUCUUUAUAGCGAGGUUGGCUGUAACAAUUUAGGAUGCUUGUGGUGUAAGUAAUGAACGGUUCGAUCUUAUAGUGGAGGAUUGUUAUUGGGAAAA
Molecule: messenger RNA, 1718 nt
Organism: Nelumbo nucifera (sacred lotus)
Lineage: Eukaryota; Viridiplantae; Streptophyta; Magnoliopsida; Proteales; Nelumbonaceae
Product: calmodulin-binding receptor-like cytoplasmic kinase 2
Biological process (GO): protein phosphorylation
Molecular function (GO): protein kinase activity; ATP binding
Source: RefSeq, a predicted model, not a curated record